This is a messenger RNA of Lagopus muta (rock ptarmigan), 4295 nucleotides long. It is a transcript of the gene SHLD3, whose product is annotated as shieldin complex subunit 3. The coding region runs from base 251 to 1000 and encodes 249 amino acids. The record is from RefSeq and is a predicted model, not a curated record. NCBI's taxonomy places the organism in Eukaryota, Metazoa, Chordata, Aves, Galliformes, Phasianidae. Gene Ontology annotation, biological process: negative regulation of double-strand break repair via homologous recombination; positive regulation of isotype switching; positive regulation of double-strand break repair via nonhomologous end joining. The transcript is spliced from 2 exons.
GCCCGCUCUGCUGCGCCGUGCGUGCGCACUUCUACCCUGGUUGGGGCGCUCGGGGCUCGCGGCUGCACCAUGGACAUUAACCAGCCCAAGCAGGAGCACCUGCUGGCCCUGAAAGGUCCCGUUUCCCACUGAUCUUUGCAGCAUGGGGCAAGGAAAUUCUUGUAAAUAAGAUGUUUCAAUCUAGACUUAUGAAUCCUCAUCAAGAGACUAUUCUUGUAACUAAGAAUAACUGGAUUGCUACUGCACAAGCAUGGAAGUGGUCUUACAUUAUCGACCACAUCAGAGAGAUCUGACAGAACUGCACAAAUUUGCAGAAGCGGCAGUGAAGGAGCUUCCCAUUCGUCAGUUACCAAGAUUCACACCCUGGUUUCCAAAUGAUUUGUACAGACUUCCGCUCAAACCCAAAAAGCAACCACCUGUUAUUUCUUCUGAAGAAGCAGAAGAAUUGAAACAACUUACUACACCUUCAGAAUGUAUUGUAGAAUCUCCUAGCUAUGACUGCACAAAAAAUCUCCUUGAAUUUCGGUCUGAUAUGAAUCACGGGCAGACUUUAACCCACACACAAAAUGGCCACAGGCAAAUUAACUUGGAAAAUCAAGGAGAACCACCAUCUAAUGAGAAACAGAAAUUGAAAAGGUCUUGGAGUGUCUCUCUCUGUAGCCCUAAGCUUAAAGAAAAGAUUCUUCCUCUAUCUCAAGAACUUCAAAACAAUUUGGAAAGACUUAAAUUGCAUGCAUUUUAUAGAGCAAAGUGGACAAUUGAGCAGUCUAAUUGUAAUAACCAGAACUUGGAGGACAUCUGGAUAAAAUUAAAUAGACUGAUCAAGCAGAAUGAAUUGCCGUCUUGCAAUGCUACUAUCCAAAGAUCUUUGGGACAGAUAUGGAUUUUCUGUGAUAUACUGUACUGUGAAUAUAUUAGAAAUAUUCUUAGGGAAAAGCUGAGCCUUACUGAUAAAAUGAAUUUGCUUGUACAUAAAUUUGGAAUUAUAUUUAGUUUGUGAUUGUAACAUAGUUUUGUAACAAUAUUGUUGUCUGAAGUAGUUUCUAGUUAGCUUAGUUUUUAAGCAGCUUAAAAUACACAAACUUCAGAACAGCUGAUGAAUUAAUUAAGAGAAAAUAACUGUUACUUUACUACAGUUUUCAAGUUGUAGUAGUGUAUUUAAGUUUAUUUUGUUGGGAAAAUCGUGAAUGGGUCAAUGAAGAUUAAUACAUUUGCCUCUCGCAUUCACCUGCAACAUGCAUUUGUUUGAUUUAGUACAGUAUUCUGUGUUUUUUCUCUCGUCCUUUGUCUAAAGGAAAAAAUAAUACUUCUGCACUUAAUUUCUCCAGGAUAUUCCCUUUGGAGUUUUGCUUGUUUUUCUUCAUAUGAUAAUGUUUGAAUAAUAAUAGUUUAUUGUGGACAUUGCAUACCUCUUUGUAGUUUAAAACAAAGGAUAUUGAACAUUGACAUGCAUUUUUAAACUUUGGCUGAAAGCUGAAUGUUCUGUAUUAUUAUUUGGUGUAUUUGUGGGAUUUAAUAUUACUGCUUAGCAAAACUGAUAUGACAGAUAACUAGUUGUUACUAUUAGUAGUAGAGCUUAUGUAGCCAAUUUACAUCAGUGAAAGUACUUUUCUGAUCUUAAAGAUAAUAGUAAUGAAGUUACUUUGUACUGCCAGAAUUUUUAGAGAUACAAUGUAGUAAGAUGCAGAAUGUUUUAUUAAGUGUUAGAAUCUGAGGAAAAAAGCAAGAGGUAAUCUGUAAUACUACAAGAACAGAAUACUUCAGUAGUCUCAUUAAAUACAAUAAUCUACAUAUCUUGAUUUGUGCAUUUUGACUUCACUCCAUGGUGUACAUUUUUUAAUUUUAUUACUGUUAUCUUUAUUUUAAACUUGAGCUGUAACUCUUCCAUGAUAAGUAGUCGGUUCUAGUUAUAUAAGCUUAUUGUAGAUUUGAAGACAAUUAGGUAAUUGUCUAUAAUACAACCCCACUAUAUUCUUUAAAUAAACUUAAGACUUAACUAAGAAAACAUUCCUUGGUGGUAGAAAGGCUUUGCAAAGAGAUCAUGACAAAUGAGAGUGCUGGGCACUCACCAAGUGCCUGAGUUGUAAUGAGCAAGUGCCAGUUUCUGUGCCUGGAGCAUACAGAAUUGUGGAUGAGCAGCCCCCAUAGAAAGGGGUUGUGCGUUGUGGCUGAUGGCGAGUUAAACCAUGAGGCAGCAGUUUGCACUGACAGCCAAGAGUGGCAUCCAUGUCCUGGUGUGCAGUAGGCUCAGCACUGCCUGUGGGUGAGGGAGGGGUUGUCCUUUCUGUUCCGCACUGUGCAGCCUCACCUCCAGAUCUGGGUGUGGUUUUCGCGCCACAAUAUAUGGAGGACUUAAACCUAUUGGAGAGUGUCCAUGGAGGACUAUGAAUAUGGUAAAGGGACUGGAGGGCAAGGGGUAUGAGGAGUGUCUGACGCCCCUGAGUGUGCUCAGUGCAGAGCAGAAGAGCGGAGGGGAGGCCUGAUGGCGGCUGCAGCUCCUCACAGGUAGCGGAGGGCAGCGCUGAGCUCUGCUCUGUGUGACAGCAACAAGGCCUGAGGGAACGGCAUGGAGCUGUGCCAGGGGAGGGCAGCUGGCGGCUGGGGACAGAGUGUGCACCAGAGGGCAGUGGGCAGUUAAGCAGGCUGCUCAGGAUAGUGGUCAUAGCAGCAGUCCCGCUCAAGGACCAUCUGGCCAGCGCUCAGAGGCAGGGUUUGAAUUUUGGAUGUCCCUGUGUGGAGCUGGGGGCUGGACCCUGUGACUUUUGUAGAUCCUUUCCAACUUGAUACUCUACAAUCUGCCAAAAUUUGGAACAGAGAUCAGUGCCACUAUUCGGUUGUAGUUGUCAGGUUUCUGCUGCUUUCUCUUAGCUGGCUUAUGACCAAUGAUACUGUGCUUGAUUACACCACAGCUGGAGAACUAAACAGUAGUAAAUGAAUGCAGCAUUUAGUUUUUCUAUAAAGCUAUUUGUUUCGGGUAGGACCAAUGUAGAAGUGAAGUAAAAAAAAUUCUACUUUGAGCUAUCUAGAACUGCUUUGUUCAUACGCACAUGUGAUUCAGUACCUUUUUCAGUUCCUAUGUAGAAUCCGCUUCUCUACUUACUCUGUUUUGUGUAUUUUGAGGCUUUUUGUUUACCGCAUGGUACAAAGCCUUCAGAGGUCAUAUUUUUAGUCUUUAAACACACAAAAGAGAAUGAUUUGAAGUUGUUGUUGUUUUACAUUUGAAAACUAAGAUUUGUUCGUGUAAAUACUAGCUUGUAUAGGUUUACUGUAUGAUAGUAUAAGUUAAUGUGAACCAUCCCACUACUAUAUGAAAGGAGUUGAAUAUUUUUAUACAGUUGGAAAUAGUGAAUGCUGAGAUGGUCUGUAAGUAGUACAAUAAAUGUGAAAUUGCAGUACAUGUUUCAGUGCAAGGUUGUUGUUUAACAUCUUGUAUUCAAAAGAAAUAUCAUGAUUUUUUAUAAAAUUUUAAGUUUUAUGUUUGGUAGAAGAAAAAGGAAUCAGUGCACUUUACAUAUUCAGAUCAAAAUUUGAGAUUGCAAAUGCUAAACUUAAGUUUUAUGUUGAUGCAUUCAUAUGAAGCAAUAGGCAAGGUGGGGGCACUGAUUUGUAUUAGUAGGGAGGAAAUUUCAAGAAUCUUGAAUAUAUAGUGCAAAUGAAAAUCAUGUGACCUUGAGUAUUCUGAGUUACGUGAAGUUAGAGAAUCGCAGAAUGGUUUGGAUUGGAAGGAAUCUUAAAUAUCACCUAGUUCCAUUCCCCCGCCUUGAAUAGGAAAACCUCCCACCAGACCAAGCUGCCCAGGAGCCCAUUCAGCCUACACUGAACACCUCCAGAGAUAAGCAGUCUGUGCCAACGCCUCACCAUCCUCUGAUUAAAGAACUUGCUCAGAAUACCUAAUCUGAAUCUGCCUUUUUUUAGUUUGAAACCAUUGCACAGUUUAUCACUGCGUUCCCUCAUGGAGUUCCUCUUCAGUUUUCUUGUAGCUCCCCUUUGGGUACGAGAGGACUUCAGUCAGUUCUUCUUGGAGUCUUCUCCUCUCCAGGAGAGAAGAGCUCGACUCUCAUCAACCUCAGCUCUCUGUUUCUAUCUUCAUAGAAGAAAUGCCAUUGAAAGCACAACCUUCUUGAAGUAGAGUUUUGUUUUUUUAAUCAGAAGAUCUUGAUGAUUUUGAUUUUAUUGGUAUCGAUGAAAGAUCUUAUAAGAAGAUCCUUGAGUUUUUUGGCCCUUUUGCUGUUGUAUUGACAAUCUUGGCUCCUUACUUCAAUCUUGGCUCCUUAAUUCUAUGUAUAUCAUAUGUA